GGUAAGGUUAGAUACUGAGAUUAAGACGUUAGGUAAGGUAAGUUAAUGGAGGUAAGAUGUGUCGACCCCACCAGCACCCUGCCAGGUGCCCCAAACUGCUCUGCCCCGCGCCACUAAGGCACCCGACCUCUGUGGCAAGCGUCCCCAUUUGCUCUUGCAGCGACCCUGUCUGGACGGCACCUCAAACGGAUCUGACACAAGCUUCGUCCUCAGAACGAUCUCCAAAGGAAACACACCACAAACGAACCAAACCCCCUUCGCUUCCUCACACCCUUACGAUUUGCCAACCUCUGACGACACGACAGAGAGGUAGCAUCCUCCGAAAGCGACCUUCCUUCUCAGCCUCGUCUCGUCCGAUCCCCCCAGCGAGUUGGAUCAACCUACCUUCAGCCUCGUCGACCACCCCCACAUCGUGCUAUUGCAGCCCAGGUAGUGACGACAGCUACUCUACAGCAGUAGUACCCCACCUCGGAGCUUCGUGAACAUCACAGACGAGGAGCUCUCACCAUGGAGCAGACCAAAGCUCUCAAUGCUCUCGAGGUAAGCCACCAGACACAAUACUACGCACUCUGCUCAUCUACGGAUGCAAAUGCUAACGACCUCCCGUAACAGCCCUUCCUGGCCCUGAGCAAG
This is a messenger RNA of Colletotrichum acutatum, 633 nucleotides long. RefSeq lists its product as uncharacterized. Lineage: Eukaryota; Fungi; Ascomycota; Sordariomycetes; Glomerellales; Glomerellaceae. The record is from RefSeq and is a predicted model, not a curated record. The transcript has a single exon. Bases 57 to 482 code for a protein of 141 amino acids.